Molecule: messenger RNA, 939 nt
Organism: Akanthomyces muscarius
Lineage: Eukaryota; Fungi; Ascomycota; Sordariomycetes; Hypocreales; Cordycipitaceae
Exons: 3
Coding region: 1-939 (312 amino acids)
Source: RefSeq, a predicted model, not a curated record
AUGAUAGGUGACCUUCGCCAAAUAAAGGAGCAACUUGCUGCUCUCCGGGUUCAGGAUAAUCAGAAACAAACUAGCGACUCCUUGUCCGGUGAAAUUGAGCGCCGACCUCGCUCUGCAUCUCCGAGGAACGAAGCACCGGGCAUCUCGGAGCCUGGCAGGGAGGACGAGAACUACGCCGUCGGCUUUCCAAUUGAGAAGAAACAUGCUCGCGUCGUCUCACCUCCUCGUGAUAAGCGAGAUGAAAAGCCUCUGAGGGGUAUUUUAAAGCAGCCAAGCGCCCGCUUCCCCGAGGACUCCAAUCCCAUUCGAGAGGGAGUUGCUCCUCACAAGGAGGAUAAAAAGCUCAAAGAAGUUCCGCCUGGGGCACGAUGGACAAGCAUUAGUCGAAAGAUAGUCAAUCCUGAAGCUCUCACUAUCGGCAAGGAGCGAUUCGAAGAGCGAGCUGAUGUGGUUAUUGUGCUGCGAGUUCUAAGCAAGGAGGAGAUACAAGCGUAUGCUGCCGCAACUCAAGUUCUUCGAGAAAGACGGCGCGAGCGGGAGGACCCAGAUCGUGAGCAGGAGCGCAGGCGUCAUCGUGAUGACGACAGCUCUCAGCCUCAUCGCCGACAUCGCCACCAUGGCGAUGAGGGUGAGUACGACAAUGACGUCGACGGUGAGGCGCAAGGUCGUGGUAUGGACUUAAGUGAUGAUGAGAAGCAGAGAGGUGCCCGAGACGAUGGGAGCGACAGUUCUGGUCAGAGGGAUGAGGUUGGGAAGGACAAUGAAGGAGUGAGACGACCAAAGCGAGGUGCUCAAGAUGGUGAAACUGGGGAGAGAAGACGAGGCAGAACCCAUAGCGAUGAUCGGGAUGGUGAUAUUGAGCGUCGGGGAAAUAUCAGAAGGGAUGGUGGCGAAGAGCGUGAGCAGCAUCGCAGCGAUGGCGACAAAUAUCCCCGUUAG